AUGGCACAAAAUCAGGUGCAGCACCAGAAUGCAGCUGCUGGGCCUAAUGGAGUGGUGGUGACGCUGGUUGCGGCCGCUUUGGGUGGAGGGGCCAGCCAGUUUUUGACGACUUCACUGUACGUGGGAGACUUGGAUUUCACUGUGACGGAUUCGGAGCUCUACGAUCUGUUUAACCAGGUCGGUCAGGUUGUUUCUGUUCGGGUUUGUCGUGACCUCAGCACACGGCGCAGCCUUGGCUAUGGUUAUGUGAACUAUAACAGCCCCCAGAACGUGGCAAUGGCUAUGGAAGUUUUAAACUUCACUCCUCUCAAUAACAAGUCAAUUAGACUGCCAGUGUGUAGUGGCUCUGGCGGUGGGUGGGUUUGA
Fraxinus pennsylvanica is the source of this 366-nucleotide messenger RNA. The record is from the annotation of a GenBank genome assembly. Lineage: Eukaryota; Viridiplantae; Streptophyta; Magnoliopsida; Lamiales; Oleaceae.